GUGUUUAUAACAGCGUAUCUGUAUCCAUUUUGUACGACCACAUGGUUAAGAAUAAAAAUUAAAUGUAUUUUCUGUAGUUUUAUUGUUGUUUACAAGAGUUAAUGAGUAAAAGUAGUGUUUUUGAAUGAUAAUGAUUGUGUGUGACAAGUUUACUUACCCUAUUACUUCUUAGAAGUUAUAAUCGCACUCGGUCAAAUGUUGUGCACACACUGCCUAGACUUGUUUUCAUUCCCGUCUGGAUAAGGUUGUGCCGUGUGUUGUGACGUUUGUGCAUUAUUGUGUGUAAAAGUAACAUUAUUUUUAUUUAUAUCAUUGUUGUAAGUAAAACUUUACUGUGAUGUUAUUUGUUAAAGUCUCUUUUCAUCAUUCAUCAACGUCGUGAUAGCAACUUUGUUAUGAUGCGUAGUCCGAACAACAUAUUGUUUAUAUCCGUAAUAUAUUUUUUUGAUUGUUGAAUUAGUUAUGCAUUUGGCGAAUUUUAGUGUAUUUAUUUGUUUUAGUAGAAGACAAUUGCAUAUGCUUUUUGUAAUCACUGGCUUUGACUGUAGCCUCCGGCUAAAUCAGUGAUUAGGUUUUCCUCGUGUCGGUCUAACCACCUCGUGCGCCUGUCUUCGCCUUGUUCGGCUGCCGUUGAAAAUGGCUGCUCCGAUGGCCAGUCAGUCGAGCGAUGGCUCUCAGAGCAGAGACAGUGUCGGUUCUUACGCUGGUGCCGUACUAAAUGCUAAAAACAUGGACUCCAAUAAAGAGAAUAUAAACGCAUCGGGUGUCACUUCGAGCACUGACCCAAGUGUUGUGCAUGUUGAGGUUAAGUCCAAAACUAGUUGUCAAACUAAAUCCGUCAAACAGUGCUCAAAUCCCCCGGUUGAAGACUUUCCGCAAAUACAGUCUGCAAAUAGUAGAAGUGUUAAAAGGUUACCCUCUGCCGAUAAAGUGAAACAUCAUGUCAAAGAGACAGGUGUUGACAAAAGUGAUGAUAAACCGAAACCUAGUCUGUGUGAUGAAAACGCAAAGAACAUAGAAACGACCGAAGUUCCUGAGGAGAAAAAAAGGUUAGUCGAAGCGCCCUUACCAAAGAUUAAUCCGUGGACGAGUAAUAAAAAUGCUGCCUCUGUGAUAACUGGCAAACCUGCUGAGAAAGGGGCAUCUGCCCCUGUCCCCCCAACGGUCGCCACCACCGCCGUCGCUGCCAACGAAAAGAGGGUUCUUCAGCCGCAUCAACAAGGAAUAGUUGAAAAUGGCGCUCCUAAUGCUCCUAUUGUUGUCAAAGCAACUCGUGAUAGGAAAAGGAUAAAUCAAAAGGCUAGUGACUUUACGGAUACUGAAGAUUGGCCCACCCUUGGAACAGCAGUGCAUGCGCGCGAAAAGAAGAUGCACCCGCCCACCACAACCACAACAAGUAACGGCCCUUCGACUCCCGCAGUCGCGGCAAGCAGCAGCGGCAGCAGCGUCGCUACGAGCGGCGACAGCAGCGAAAUAGAGGACAACUCGACCGCCAGUGCGACAGCGAUCGCGGUCGCCAAGCAGAACGGCCAUCACGCCGCGGGCACCAAGGAGCCGGCGCCGUCUCCGAAAGACACCCCCGCCGCCAAGCCGGCCAAAGAGGCCGCCGCUCUUAAACCAACUGCCGCCAACGCCAAUGCUAACUCCAACUCGGCUGCACCCAACAAGAUCAAGGCCGACAAUCAUCUCAACGAGGCUGAUAGUCCUGGAAAACCUUCAAUCCUUGAGAAGGUGAAAAAGGUAUCAGGAAAAGUAAAUAGACGGUAG
This is a messenger RNA of Nilaparvata lugens (brown planthopper), 1767 nucleotides long. RefSeq names its product la-related protein 1-like. The record is from RefSeq and is a predicted model, not a curated record. The transcript is spliced from 5 exons. NCBI's taxonomy places the organism in Eukaryota, Metazoa, Arthropoda, Insecta, Hemiptera, Delphacidae. The coding region runs from base 637 to 1767 and encodes 376 amino acids.